Messenger RNA from Mizuhopecten yessoensis (Yesso scallop), 1610 nucleotides. RefSeq lists its product as uncharacterized. NCBI's taxonomy places the organism in Eukaryota, Metazoa, Mollusca, Bivalvia, Pectinida, Pectinidae. The record is from RefSeq and is a predicted model, not a curated record. The transcript is spliced from 4 exons. Bases 258 to 665 code for a protein of 135 amino acids.
UUAUAGUUCUAAAGAGAGUAAGAAGUCAACGAGAAGACAGCCCAUGCCUAUAUAUCCUCUCUUACGGGAGACAUUUAUUCAUUUACUGCUGACUACUUCAGAUGAACGAAAUCAGUCUUAGUUAAAAGAAAAAAACUAAUAGACUGAAUUCUGUCUUACUAUCAGAACUACUUCGAACCAAAAAACCGACAGACUAGUUCUAGUACAAGUGACAGGUAUCCGACAUUUCUAAGAAGAAAAAAGACUUAUUUCUUACUAUGAAGGACAACGCAUUUAUCCUGACCAUGGCGAUCAUGUUGUUCGUGUGUGUGUCUGAAGCCUGGCUGACCAGGUACAGUAACAGGGCGGCAGGCAAAGACUGGAAGGAAGUCCAAUUGGAGGAGUUGUGCAGUAAGACAGGAGAAGAUUGUUUACAGUCAAAUAACUGCUGCUCUGAGUCAGACGUCUGCUUGCUUGACAGAAAAACCUCCAUUUUGUCCGGAAGAAGAGUAGGAUAUUGCAGGGAUAUCAAUAUGUUCAAAUUGACUGACCUCCCUAUGAAGUAUAAAGGAGUGGAGUGUGACACCAGUGCUGAGUGUGACGACAUGUGUUGUCGUAUCAUCCCCCGUCACAUUUACGGCACCUCUCAAGAAUGCGGGACCAAGGAGGGAUUUAUGUGUGUCUGAGACAGAUUCCAUGCUGUCUCUAGGAGUAAUCAAUUUUACUGGGUUUAUUACAGCCAAACUUUUUAAUUACGUACAAACAUUAAAGUUUCAGUAACAAUUAUAUUCGGAGACCAUUCUAAUGAAAAUCGCUAGAUGUACGUGAACAUUACAGGGGUAAUGGAAUUGUUGAGAAGGAAAUCCAAUCUUUUGACCCUUUAGAUGUGCUCUUUAUAACUCCAUAUCUGUUAUCAUUAUAUACCCUUUAUUUAUCAUGUGUUUACUAUUCAUUCCUUAUCUCUGAUUCUUGUACAUCCUUGUACAUCAUAUACACCCCUUACUUGUAAGUAUUGUGCGAUCCUUACCUGUAUUUAUUAUUCAUCCUUUACCUGUUAUCACAAUCACCCCAUACCUGUAAUUGUUAUCACUCCUUAACUGUAAGUAUUGUUACACCUAACCUGAAGUCAGCAUCACCUCUUACCUGUAGUUGUUGACACCCAUCCCUGUAAUCAUUAUAACUCAUUACCUGUGAUAAUUGUACACCUUCCAUUCCUAUGCUCGUUUUAAAUGGACUAAAACUUUGUUUUAUUUGUUUUAUACAUUAGAUCCCAGAGGAAUCGAUGCUAAUAUGCAUCAAGCUAAUGGCCUAGACAUUCUACAAAAAGUGGGACUAUUAAACCUGGUUUUGUUGACGUAUUUGUCCUGCUAAACUUUGAUAUUAUAAAGGGGUAUGGUAAUAUACCGAGAACGACCGAUUCUUACAGGCAACGUAAAUAAGGAAACAUUGGAAAUAUUUGUGAUGAGAUGACAAACGAGUGUUUUUAAAUCGAGCAUCUUUGUCAACCAAUGAAACAUAUUGUUUCUUACUGAAUAUAAUUGUAUUUAUGUCUUCAUUAACCCCUUUCAUUGAUUAAAUUGUACAUUAACUUUAAAACACGUACCGUUGUACUUCAUUCUUUGUUUCCAGUA